Daucus carota subsp. sativus is the source of this 2278-nucleotide messenger RNA. RefSeq names its product protein FAR1-RELATED SEQUENCE 9. Gene Ontology annotation, molecular function: zinc ion binding. NCBI's taxonomy places the organism in Eukaryota, Viridiplantae, Streptophyta, Magnoliopsida, Apiales, Apiaceae. The record is from RefSeq and is a predicted model, not a curated record. The coding region runs from base 435 to 2066 and encodes 543 amino acids. The transcript is spliced from 3 exons. Gene Ontology annotation, biological process: regulation of DNA-templated transcription.
AGGGAUUUUCAGAGGGCGUCGGAUUUAUAUUUCAAGAGAUUUCUCAUAUUAACGGAGCUGGGUGUUAAAUGUUGUGGCGGACCAAAACCCUUUUCUCUAUCAACUCAGUGUUCUGAUGCUGUACUUCUGUAUGCUGUGUCAUGUGUGCCGGUAUCGAACCCAAUAUUUCGGGAUAUACAAGCGACUAUUCAAUAGCGAUCACUAAACCCUACCGUAUAUAGAAGAAGAAAGGAAGAAGUUUUUAUGACGAGCCAAAAAAAGAAAAGUUUUGCAAGGGUAUUACAUUUUGAAAUUAUAACGACACACUGAUACUGGGGAUUGGGAGACAAACAAAGAAACCCUAGGCUCUAUUUACUGAUGGAUUCUUGCUGAAAUCUUUGAAAUAAUUGUGUUUUGAGUUGAGUUUUGAGGUGGGGUGUGUUCCUUAUUAAUGAAUGAUGAGUAAUAGUGGCACUAAUAGGCCCUGUGGGGAUCGGGGUGAUGAUGUAUUGGACUACUUGAAACGAAUGCAGGCGGAGAAUCCUGCAUUCUGUUAUGCUGUUCAGGAUGAGAAUCUAUUCUGGGUUGACCCUGUUUCCAGAAUUAAUUAUACCCAUUUUGGAGAUACUGUGAGAUUUGAUACUACAUUUAGGAGCCAACAUGUUGAUUUACCGUUUGUAACGUUUACUGGAUUAAAUCAUCAUGGCCAGCCUGUAUUGUUUGGAUGUGGAUUGCUUUUUGAUGAGUCUGAGGCUUCGUUGAUUUGGGUAUUGCAGACUUGGCUACAGGCCAUGUCUGGACAAGCUCCGAUUUCUAUCACAACUGAUCCGGAUAGGUUGAUACAGUUGGCUGUAGCACAUGUUUUUCCGGGAAGUCGUCAGCGGUUUUGCAAGUGGUGCAUCUUGAAAGAAACGCAAGAGAAAUUGACUCAUAUUUAUCAGACUCAUUUAAGUUUCGAAGCGGACUUUAGGAAGUGCAUUAAUAACACAGAGACAAUUGAAGAAUUUGAGUCGUGUUGGCAGUCGCUUUUAGAUAGAUACUAUCUUAUGGAUAAUGAAUGGCUUCAGUCUAUGUAUGGUGCUCGUCAUCAAUGGGUUCCAGUCUACAUGAGGGACACGUUCUUUGGAGAAUUGUGUACAUCAGAGAGUAGUGAUGCUAUAAGCUCGUUCUUUAAUGGGUAUAUAGAUGCAGCUACCACCAUUCAGGCCUUAAUUACGCAGUAUGAGAAAGCUGUAGCGAUUUGGCAUGAAAAGGAAAUGAAGGCAGACCAUGAUACCAUGAAUACUAUACCAAUUCUCAAAACACCGUCUCCUAUGGAAAAACAAGCCGCAAAUCUUUAUACGAGGAAACUUUUCCUAAAGUUCCAGGAUCAACUGGUGGAAACUAUGGCCUAUCCUUCAACCAAAGUUAAGGAAUCAGGAGCCGUCACCCUAUAUCGAGUAGCAAAAUUUGAGGAAGACCAGAAAGCGCACACUGUAACAUUUAAUAGCUACGAAAUGAAAGCUAACUGCAGCUGCCAAAUGUUUGAGUAUUCUGGCAUUAUUUGUAGACAUAUAUUGUCAGUUUUUAGAGCAAAAAAUGUGCUUACACUUCCUUCUCAAUAUAUAAUGACAAGAUGGACAAGAAAUGCAAAGAGUGGACAAUCUGUUAGUGAAAUAUCUCCACAAUUGCCAACCGAUGCAGAAGAUCCCUUAGUUGUUCGCUGCAAUAAUCUCCGCCAAGAAGCAAUGAAGUUUGUUGAAGAAGGGGCCAAAUCUAUACAUAUUUAUAAUGCAGCAAUGGAUGCUUUGCAAGAAGCUUCAAAGAAGGUUGCCACUGCCAAGAACAAAAAGUUUGUAACUACAGAUGGAGACAGUUUGGCAAAUGGUGGUAACCAGCACGCAUGUGGUGAACAUCAAAUGACGCGGCAUCAGUCCAUGGUUGAGAAGCAAAAGAAAAUUUCUGAAUUGACUGCUGAGUUGGAUAAUACAAAUCAGCGAUGCGAAGUUUAUCGUGCAAAUCUACUUGCAGUAUUGAGAGAUAUGGAGGACCAAAAGCUAAAGCUAUCUGUUAAAGUUCAGAAUGUAAGGCUAAGCCUAAAAGAUUAGACGUGGAUAGCUACACAGAAAUGGUCAUCUUUAUCAUCUUGCCUGCUUGUAUAAAGGUAAACCUGUUAGAUUUUUGAGCAUCUGGUAAACUUUAGGAGACUUAGAAUUGUAACUUGGAGUUUUUGAUAAACAUUAGGAGACUUGGAAUUGUAUUUGGUAAACAUCGGGAGACUUAGUUUGAUAUCAGAAGUUUCUGUGUGUCAAGUCUUAAA